Molecule: messenger RNA, 1506 nt
Organism: Cyclocybe aegerita
Lineage: Eukaryota; Fungi; Basidiomycota; Agaricomycetes; Agaricales; Hemipholiotaceae
Source: the annotation of a GenBank genome assembly
AUGUCUAUCCCACUGGAAGACGACAAACGGGACUCGUCUGGCUGGUCGGCGUCGCAGUACAACAAGACGGCCUCAUUCGUUUAUUCCUCCGCGUACACUUCUCCCGUUUUAGACCUCCUCGCUGCGAAGCCAGGAGAGCGCAUCUUGGAUCUGGGAUGUGGAAGCGGUGAAGUCACUAUCGUUCUCCAAAAACUCGUUGAACAGGCCGAAGGCGGCGUCGUCGUUGGCACUGAUUACAGCGAAAGCAUGAUUAACAAGGCGAAAGGGAAUGGGAUCAAGCACGUCUUCGUAGCUGACGCUCAGGAAUUGGAAUUGCCUCAGGACAAUCCGAGUAUUCCGCGCGAAUUUGAUGCCGUCUUCAGCAAUGCCGUCCUCCAUUGGUGCAAACGUAACCCUUCUGGAGUCCUAGACGGAAUGAGAAAGGUAUUGAAACCUGGAGGAAGAAUCGCCGUCGAGAUGGGCGGAUUUAUGAACGUCAUAGGUAUACGGUCGGCAUUACAUCAAAUUCUGAAGUCCAAAGGUCGUGAUCCAGAACAAUGUGAUCCAUGGUAUUUCCCAUCCGUUGAGGAGUACGAGAAGCUCCUCGUCGGGGCAGGCUUUCAAGUGACUCACAUAUCACUCGUACCAAGGUUCACUCCACUCUCAAAUGGCUUGUACGAGUGGUUGAAUUUGUUCGCUCGUCAGUCAUUCUUGGGGGACUUUUCCGAUGAAGAAGCGGGCGAAGUUAUGAGGGAGGUCGUAGAGCGCUGUCGCACGGAUUGCCAGGACUCGAACGGAAAUUGGGCAAUGAUGUACACUAGAUUGCGAUUUUCAGCCGUUCUCAAGGAACCUGUGACAAAUGUGACAAGACCACGGUUUUCGACGACGACGACGAUGCUCUCGACACUGUGGCAGACGACGCGCAGAGCCCUUCCACGCCUGGCUCCUCGACAUGCGCGAACUCUGGUAACUGAGGAGGCGACCAAAAAGGAGGCAAUGGCAACUCUCGACAUGCGCGCGCCAACUUCACAACCACCUGCUGCACCUCUCCCAACGCCUAAAGUCGAUCUUGACACCAUGCACCACCACAUUCCACCAGCACAAUUGCCGCUUCUUCAGUUAAUCACCACGAUGCUCAUGCGACACGGGCUGUAUGCGCAGGCCGCGAAGACCACGUCGAAUAUGCUCCUACACAUCCACGCGAUGACAAGACAGCCUCCGAUGCCCCUGGUCGAGCGAGCCAUACUUAUGGCCUCACCUGCCGUCAGGUGUCGGAAGUUGAAGAAAGGAGGUGGGAAAACGGUGUUUAUGCCACAAGCCCUUAAUGAACGGCAGCGGACGAGAAUUGGUUUGAAAUGGAUUGUUGAAGCCGUCAGGGCCCCCGGGAGGCAAGGGAAUACGCUGGCAGAACGGAUGGCCAGGGAAAUCGUCGCAAUUUUAAAUGGCACCAGCGGCGUUCUGAAGUUGAAGGAGGAGAUGCACAAGGUGGCAAUGGUCAACCGGGGUGGACUUCCUCAAAGUCGAUAG